Brassicogethes aeneus is the source of this 2142-nucleotide messenger RNA. NCBI's taxonomy places the organism in Eukaryota, Metazoa, Arthropoda, Insecta, Coleoptera, Nitidulidae. The record is from the annotation of a GenBank genome assembly.
AUUUUACUUACCCUCGUAUCCCAAAAAAAUUUCCCAGAGAACUGUCAAAAUUUUAACCUCCAAAUAUUCUCAUGCAAAUUGAGGUUAGGUUAAAUGUUGCACAACUUUGAACCAUUUAACCAAUUUUUGAACAAAAAUAAAUAAAUAACAAUGAAACUAACGCCAAUUCUUCGUAAACAACAUAUCGGUUGGCAUUUUACAAAGCACUGGCAAGUGCAAGGCAAAAAAAAACCUAUAGAAACAGGGGCUGAGGCUAUUUUAACUCAAAAAGGUAUUGAGGUGGUUAAACCAGAUGAUAUUUUAAGGGAGAAACGGGUUAAAGAAACAUAUAAUGUAAUUGGUUAUGGUAUUAAAAAACAAGAAUUGGAUUAUACUCAUCCCGAUUGGAAUGAUCGCCUUUUAUUAACUUACAAAGACAAUAAUGUGUUAUUAGAAGGUUUAACACAGGCCAAAUUAAUCACUAAAACCAUAGAGAUUGAGAAUGGUUUGCCAAAUAAAAGUGCAACUGAAAUAUCAAAAGAAUUACAUAAGUCUGUAAGAAAUAUCACAUUAAACUCACAUGUCUUGGAUGCUGAACAAAAAAAAUUGCCUAAACUUAAAGACCCUGAGAGGCCUGCAUGGAAUUUUCCCAGGGUGUAUGGUGUAACUCAGGAAAGAAGGAAUAAACAAUUGGUCUCAAAAUUGAUACAACUAAUAGAAAACAAUUCAGAUGAAAGCAUUGUUAAUGAUAGAUACUUAUUUAAUGACUUAUUCUUCUCCUUUCCCUUUGAAAAAAAUGGAAACUUAAUUCAGUUUCAACUAAAAGGAGAUUCCUUAUUAACAAGUAAAAAACCCUUAAAUGCAGUCUCAAAAAAUUCCUUGGAUGGCAUAGAUUUACCUGAUAUUGCCCCCUUAAAAGAAACAAUAACAUUGAAUGAAGAAAAUGUCUAUAAGCUUCAGGAUAUUUAUCCUAUUAGUAAUAGUGUUUCAAAACAUCAUCCCCACACAUUAUUCGUGCAUUAUGAUGAUGAAAUAGUUGGUAAUUUAUUUGAAGAAGAGGUCACAGACAACCAAAUUUUUGGAAGAUCUUUAUUGAAAACUUUUACAGUGGCUGCUUCAUAUGCCAGACAGGAAUUUGGGCCCUUUGUUUAUGUAAAAUAUGUUAAGGACAACGUGGUCGCCACUGUAACACCAGGGAAAAUAAAACGGUUUAAUAUAAACGAUUACAAUCCCACUAAAACAUAUAGUGUUCUUUAUCAAAAUGAAUACUAUAGGGCAUACAUAAUUAGUACAGGUGAAACUGAAGAGGAGGCAAUUAGAAAUGGAACUGCUAAAAGAUUUCGAAUGCCUAACAAACAGAAGCUUUUAGAUGAACUAGAGUACAGUACUGUGGAUGAGGAUAAUACAGAUGAGAAAGCAGCAGUUCCCCCCAAGAAAAAAACGAAUAAAACCGCGGAUGCAAUAGGUAUAGAGAACUACAUCAACGUUAUUGGUGAACAAAGCUGUUCUGUUAGAAAUGAGGUUAGAACCUUAAAACCAGAGGCCAAGGAAAACAAUAAGCUGCAGUUGGAAAUUAAUGAGCUAAAAAAAAAACAAAAAGAAUUUGAAAAAGAAAUUAAAGAUCUAAGACAACUGAACAGAUCUUUGCAGUUGGAAGUUAUUGAUGUUAUGAAAGAAUUGGUUCUUACAAAGUUUGUAAAUCAACAAGAAGAGAAGGAAGUAGCUGUAGGCGAUAGGGUAAAUGGAAAUGUCUAUUUAGGUAGAGAUGUCUGGUUGCCCUGCCAAAUAUACGAUUCAGCUGCCAGUAAAGCAAUCAGAAAAGACUACUCUUUAUUCAUAAAAGAAAUAGCUGUUGCUGUUUUCGGGCAAAACCUCUUAAGCCAAUCUUCGGUGACAGAUAUAGUCGCGUUUAGAAUGAAUGAACGCGGGGAACCGCCUGAAAGGAUUCAAGCUGUAACAGGCAACAUAAAUAAUAGAAUAGCUGAAAAAAUACAAGACAUUCUUAGGCCGCCAAGACAACCAGCGCAAAAACAAAAAGAGAAUGAGGAAAACGUCAUUGAGAAUGAGGAGGUCGUCGUUAACAGUAACGAGGACAGUAGCGAGGAUACGCCAGUUUUGACCACCGUCAAUAAUCAAAACAACAAAUUGUACCAGGAAAAAUGA